UUUUGACUGGUCGAUUUAUUUUUCAAACUAUUCUUUAUUAUGAACGUCCUGUUCACGACUUAUACACAUUUACCGUUGGUUUAUAUGUUAUGUGGUCAUUGGGCGCCACUCUUGAAUGGUUAAUACGGAAAUGUCAAGCUAUUGCUGAAAAACAAGAUCGUUAUGCUGAUUGGGCUGAUAUAAAGCGUAAAAUAGGACAAGGGAUUAUCAUAUUCGCUAAAAUAGCAUAUCUCUCUAUAACUUUCGGUAUUGUUAUUCCAUUCCUCCUUUCGUUGGUUAUUGAAUUAUAUAUAAUUCUUCCUUGGAAGAAACCCACUACGGAUGUACCAAUAAUUUCGUUCUUGCAGGACUGGGCUUUGGGUGUUGUGUAUAUGAAAAUUGCAUAUCGUAUUAUAUUUAUGUUGCCUGAUAAUGUUUAUAGUAGAGCAAUUAACGAAAUUACUGUACAUGGCGUUAGACGUUUGAAUGUUAAAUUAGCAACGACCGUUUUUAUUAUUCCUAUUGGUGGUUCAGCGUUGUUGGCAGUUAUAUUUCCUGCACUCACAGCAUGGGGAAUUAUACAUUUAUCGGUCCAAAAACAAACUGCACAAUUAAUAGAAAAUUGGAUGCAGACAGUUAGGGAUGAAGAAUAUCUUAUAGGACGAAGGUUACAUAAUAUAGAACCCAAUGAGCAAGUUGGUAAUGACAGUAAUGCUCGUAAUAAUCCUAAUAAUGCCCCAAUGGCGGCAUAG
Molecule: messenger RNA, 731 nt
Organism: Scutellospora calospora
Lineage: Eukaryota; Fungi; Glomeromycota; Glomeromycetes; Diversisporales; Gigasporaceae
Source: the annotation of a GenBank genome assembly